Messenger RNA from Formica exsecta, 3065 nucleotides. It is a transcript of the gene Mapmodulin, whose product is annotated as acidic leucine-rich nuclear phosphoprotein 32 family member A-like. The record is from RefSeq and is a predicted model, not a curated record. Gene Ontology annotation, cellular component: nucleus. Gene Ontology annotation, molecular function: histone binding. NCBI's taxonomy places the organism in Eukaryota, Metazoa, Arthropoda, Insecta, Hymenoptera, Formicidae. Bases 406 to 1164 code for a protein of 252 amino acids. The transcript is spliced from 8 exons.
AAGCGGGGGACGCACCGCACACAGUCCGGCGAGUCGGAUCCGUAGAGACACGUAGAGAGACGCGGCGCGUAAGGGCUUUUAGACCGGAAUCGAAUCGCGGAGUUGGCCUCUCUCGUCUAUUCUUCGACACGCGCGACGCACGUAGGCAACCGCCAAGCCGUGAGCACGUACGCAACCGACCGCACGGGCAACACGACGGUGGCAUCCCUGUCCGCGCACUCUGUCCGGUGACCGAUCGUGAUUCGGCCGUGUCCGUCCGUCAUAUUCCCGGCCCGAGAAAGAGAGAGAGAGCAAGGUUGCUGGCACACGUAGUUGGUGGUGUUGCGACGCAGCGAGGAGGCGGAGGGGACGGUGCGCGCGUACGGAGCGAGGCGAGAACGAGCGAUUGGGAACUGACUGCCGGCCAUGGAGAAGCGGAUAGAGCUCGAGAAGCGGGGAAAGAAGCCCGGCGACAUCAAAGAACUUGUUCUUGAUAACUGUCGGAGUACGCACAUUGUGGGCCUGACAAAUGAAUUUAGCGCCCUGGAGUCCUUGAGUCUCAUCAACGUGGGUCUUACCAGUCUAAAAGGCUUCCCAGAGUUGUCCAGUCUUAAAAAGUUGGAGUUGAGCGACAAUCGGAUUUCGGGCGGUUUAAAUUUGCUUGAUUCGAGCCCCAAAUUAACUCAUCUGAAUCUAAGUGGAAACAAGAUCAAAGAUCUUGAUACGCUACAACCAUUGAAAGAGUUUAAGAAUCUGAAGAGCCUGGAUCUAUUCAACAAUGAAGUGACAAAUAUGGAUAAUUAUAGAGAGAAAGUCUUCAAUCUUAUUCCCAGUCUACGAUAUCUUGAUGGAUUUGAUGCCGAUGAUUGCGAAGUUGACAGUGAAGGGGAAGAUGAUGAAGUCAAUGGAAACGAAGAUGGGGAUGGGGAGGAUAACGAAGAAGACAGCGAAGAAGUUUCAGAUGAAGAAGAUGAUGAUUUCUUAGAUGACGAUCCAGGAUUAGAUAUGGUCUAUUCGGAAAAACUCGGGGAGGACAGUGAUGAGGAAGAUUACAUGGGAGAGGAAGAAGAGGAAGAUGAUGAUGAAGAUAAUGAAGAUGAAGAGCAGGAAGAAGAAGAAGAAGAGUCUCCUGUUCGAGGAAAGAAAAGAAAAAUUGAAGAUGGAGGAGAGAACUUAAACGAUUAAGAUGGGUGGGCAAGUCUCUGGUACUGUUGAAUGAGUGUAAAAUUCGUAUAAAUAAUAACAAUAAACGACGCCGAGUGAACAGCUGGGAAUCAAACUAAUCGACCGACCAAUGACAGACUACAGUUAGUGAUGUGAAUUUAUCAGUAAAUCAUUGACUGUGAGGAAAUUGUGUAACAACAAAAGAUUUACCAUAUGGUAGAAGCGGAUUGUGAAUGAGAAAUGUAAAGAAGAAGGGGAGAGAAAUAGAUAAUGAUGGCAUAAAAAUAGGGCUGCAUUCCAGCUGGACACAGCACAGUUUUAGUUAUACUAACGAUAUUUUAUAUAGAGUAUAUAGUUAGAGUAUUAGUGGUGUUGCAUAGAGUGAACGGAAGAUCGGGAUAUUAAAUGAUUUAAAGAGAGAAAAUAUGAGAGAAAGAGAGAGGGCGAGAGUGAGUGCGAGAGAGCGAGAAAGUGUGCGCGAGUGUAUGUGCGUGCGAGAGACAAAAAUAGAGAGCAGGAGGUAGCGGAGUUUUACACUUGAAGGAGCAUCUUGUCUGUUAGCUCCAGUCGGCCAAAGGCUGGUCACGCUGGAAUGCGGUCAUCUCGUUAAUCAGUACUAAGGUUACAUAAGUUACAUUUUAAAUACAUUAUUAUUGUACCGUGAAUAAGUAUAUAGAGUAAACGAGGAACAACUUUUGUACAGGUUUACACCAUACAUCGAGGUGCAUUAUAUGCCUCUGUGAUUUUUGGGACAGAAAAUAAAGAGAAAGAGAGAAAUAUAUGUUGCUCGUAUAUGUGAGCGUAUAUAUCCGCCGAAGGUGGGAUGGAGAAAUAUGUUAUAAAACAAGACUACCGCUGUAAUCGAUGGCGAAGAUACGCAUUUUUCGCGAAGAUGUUUUAAGCUACAGAUCCGUUACAGAUAUCGCGAGAUCCGGUAUCAACGGCGGAAAAGAGAUAGCAAAUAGAAAAUAAUAUCAUAAUAUUUAUUAUUGUUUUCAAUCGCGUGAUUCCGAUGAUAGGAGAGCGAGAGAGUUAGAUCGUUUAUAUAUCCAGAUAUAAAAUUCUCCGAUACACCUCGAUCGACGACGUGUCGAGCGUUGCGCAUGAACGCAAACACAUGUGUUAUUAUAACCUAACUUAGACUUUUUUCUAGUAAGCUUUAAGUUCCAGAUAUUCUCUAUACAAUGUCUGAUAUACAACGGCGAUCGCAUAGCGGCCCAUGGCUGUUAGGAUUAUUGUUAUUUACUCCCGGGCAUUGCGUAAAAGUUAUGCUCCUUUAAUAUAAAAGAAUCAAUUUGAUUAUUAUUAUGAGAUAUAUGAUAUAUUCUCCUACUUUUGAAGAUAAUUAUACAACUAUGUAAUUCGAUUUUUUUUUUUUUCUUUCUUUUUUUUCUUCCUUUUUUUUUUGUUAUGUAUAUAUAGGGCAUCACAUACAUACACACGCACAUAGAACUAUCGUAUUUUCUUUUAAUUAUGUGUAUUCUAUCAUGAAUAUAUUCUUUGUUCAUCUUAAGCAAAAGUUUUUUUUUAAUAGGAAUUUAAUAUUGAUUAAUUAUCGAAAUAUUUUUAAUAUUGAAGAUUGGAAAACUCGUGACGCAAGUACUAUAGACUUAUUAACUUAUCGCUUUAAGAAAAAGCGAAAUGUGAUUUAUUAAACCGAAAAGAGAUACGAUAAUUCUAGGACAUUUUGUGUAUGCCAAAGUAUAAUUAUGUUGAUUGAUAAUGUGAUUAAUUUUUCUGUAUACAUAACUAUGUGCAACAGGCCUCAGUCUUUGGAACGAAUUACUAAGGAAACAAAAGUCAACAUCGUGUGCGUCAAAUGAUUAACCUUUAAUUUCUGUCUCUGAAGUUACCAUUGCGCUGAUACAUUUCGUGAUGAAGUGUGAAGAUGAUAAUGAAAGGGGGGGGGGUUAAUGGAGAUU